Messenger RNA from Mirounga angustirostris (Northern elephant seal), 2691 nucleotides. It is a transcript of the gene ASB6, whose product is annotated as ankyrin repeat and SOCS box containing 6. Gene Ontology annotation, molecular function: protein binding. The transcript is spliced from 6 exons. The record is from RefSeq and is a predicted model, not a curated record. The coding region runs from base 503 to 1804 and encodes 433 amino acids. Gene Ontology annotation, biological process: intracellular signal transduction. NCBI's taxonomy places the organism in Eukaryota, Metazoa, Chordata, Mammalia, Carnivora, Phocidae.
CGCCGGCGGGCCGACCCGGCGCUGCUUCCCUUGAAUUGUCACCACAAGCGCGGUGGGGGUGGCUGUGUCCCCACCGUACGGGUGAAGAGGCAGGCGGAGGCCGGAGUUGUGUUGCUUCGAGCGGGAGCCCCUGCACCCGGCCCAAAUCUUGCCCUUUGCAGGGCGGAGGGUGCUCCAGGCCCGCGCACGGAGGCCGGGAGGGUGGAGUGCCGGCAGGGCCGCCGCCUCGGUGCCCCACCCAGUGCCCAGCCCGCCUGCUGCCGGUUGCGAGGGAGCAGGGUGGAGUCUGUGAGGGCCCCGGUUUUUACCCCAGAGCAGUGCGAAGAUGAGCUCGUGGCUGAGCUUGCCUUUCACGUAGACAAGAGCAGGUGCAUCCGCGAACCUGUGGGAAGGGUGUUCAGGGAUGCAGCCGUGAGCUAAACAAAACCCCCGGCGUCGGUGAUGCUUACGCUUCGGAGGAGGGAGACACGAGCAUGAGUCAGGUGUCUGUACAUUCGGUGUAAUGGAGACAAGAGCAGAGGAAAGCGGAAGCAGGGCUGUGUUUCUGGGAUCCGUUGGAAUUUCAAACACCGUGGGUAUUACGCGUCUGUCUAGGGACUUCGGUGGAAACAGGCUUGCUUCAUCACUGCUCUGUUCACUUGGAAACACAGUGCCCAGUUAUGUUGCCAGCGAGGAGAGCCGAAUCCUUGUUCUCACUGAGCUGCUGGAGAGAAAAUCCCACUCUCCGUUUUACCAGGAAGGUGUGAGCAAUGCCCUGCUGAAGAUGGCCGAGCUGGGGCUGACCCGGGCGGCCGACGUUCUCCUGCGCCACGGGGCCAAUCUCAACUUUGAAGACCCUGUCACUUACUACACGGCCCUGCACAUCGCCGUCCUGCGAAACCAGCCAGACAUGGUGGAGCUGCUGGUGCGCCACGGGGCAGACAUUAACCGGAGGGACCGGAUCCACGAGAGCAGCCCCUUGGACCUGGCCAGUGAGGAGCCUGAGCGCCUGCCCUGCCUGCAGCGCCUUCUGGACCUCGGAGCGGACGUCAACGCAGCUGACAAGCAUGGAAAGACUGCUCUGCUCCACGCCUUGGCCAGUAGCGACGGGGUGCAGAUUUAUAACACUGAGAACAUCCGGCUCCUACUGGAAGGAGGCGCAGAUGUCAAGGCCACCACCAAAGAUGGGGACACCGUGUUCACCUGCAUCAUCUUCCUGCUUGGUGAGACCGUGGGAGGGGACAAAGAGGAGGCCCAGAUGAUCAGCCGCUUCUGCUUCCAAGUCACGCAGUUGCUGCUCGCCCACGGGGCCGACCCCAGCGAGUGCCCAGCCCACGAGUCCCUCACACACAUCUGCCUCAAGAGCUUCAAACUGCAUUUCCCUCUCCUGCGCUUCUUGCUGGAGUCCGGAGCAGCCUAUAACUGUUCCCUCCAUGGUGCGUCCUGCUGGUCUGGCUUCCACAUCAUCUUCGAGAGGCUCUGUUCCCACACAGGCUGUGCUGAAGAUGAGAGCCACGUGGACCUCCUGCGCAAAGCCGAGACCGUCCUGGAUCUCAUGGUGACUAAUUCCCAGAAACUGCAGCUGCCUGAAAACUUCGAUAUCCAUCCUGUGGGCAGCCUGGCAGAAAAGAUCCAGGCCCUUCACUGCUCCUUGAGGCAGCUGGAGAGCUAUCCUCCGUCCCUCAAGCACCUGUGUCGCGUUUACAUCCGGCUCCAUCUUCAGCCCUGGCCUGUGGACGUGAAGGUCAAAGCCCUGCCUCUGCCCGACCGGCUGAAGUGGUACCUCCUUAGUGAGCACAGCGGUACUGUUGAAGAGGACAUCUGACCACUCCCAAACUGAAGGGAGCAGGGUCUGGGCAGCUCAAGUCUCCUGGUGGAUUUUGGUACCUGCGGCAGCCUUAGGGGAGAACCUCCUGGCCUCCUGUCAGAAGGUAGAGGUUGGGAGACGAGACUUGAUCCUCACGGUGUACCAAAAAAACCAGGUGGAGCCCAGCAGCUGCAGUCAUUCCAGUGGGAAAAGGCUUCGUCUUCCAGGGGGACUGCCCCCCUUCUGUUUGGCAGAACUCCCAGUCUCAACCACAUUGGGAAAAAGGACCGGGUUUAGAUUUGGGACGAGUGUACACCCUGUUCAUCUGCGGGGAGCAUCGGGCAGGGUGGCUCUGAGUCUCGGUCCUGAGAACUGCAGGAGGCUGGUCUGUCUUGCAUGGGGCCCAGCUGAAGCCAGGAGGAAGCGCGGUGGGCCUGUGGGGGCAAGACCCCACUGAGGCCCUUCCCUCCCACCUCUCCCCGUGCUAGAUUAUUAGGUCACUUACAAAAGUGCUUUCGGUGGGCCAGGGAGAAAGCUGAGCUGACCCCUGCCACCUUUGGCUGCUCUGGGGCCAGGUCAUCCAUGGCCCGGCCCACCAAGGCACGGGACUGGAUUCCGGUGGCAGCUCUGUGCCAAACCUGGGAUCUUGGGGGACCGUGCCUUCUGCUAAAAAGCAAUCCUGCAUGACCAGGGACAGUCCUUUCCAAAAUGUGUUUUGUGAGGGGUUCAUCUGAUAUUGAAAGCUACCAAUACUGCAAGCUGACUGUACUGUCCAUGCUGAACCUUCACGGAGCUGAAGCUGCUUCCCAGUCAUGUGGGUCCUUGUGAAUUGUGUGAAUGCCGGGAGGCAAGCUGAGGCAACUAAAGGAUACAUUAUAAAGUAAAAUGUUUCUCUUGGCCUUCAA